AUGACCCAUGAGGCUUCAGGGCAUUCGUGGCCCUUCGGGCGUCCCCUCGGGGGCACUGCCCACACCCUGCCCAGUCCCGCCUCGGGGGCGAUGCCCGCACCCCCACCACCCAUGUGGUGCAAACAGGCGACAGGGGAUUACGUGGCUUACAGAGGGAUUUCUGCCACUCGCUGCCACGCGGACGAACGCGAAGGAUGCCACGGGCAGCGUCAGAGGACUUCCCGGGAGAGAGCACGUCUUCCAUCUCUGCCUGGGGUCUACCAGGCCCUGGGAGCGGGAACGCCACCCUUCGAGCUCCUGAGAAAGCCGAAACCAGAGUCGGUCCCCAAACACUGUCUGCGGCGGUGCAGACGGACGCGGGCCACAAGCAGCAGUUCCCAGAAGCAGGUGCUCAGACAGCGUCCACCGUUGCCAGGAACUGCGGAGAACGCGUUUUUAUUAUACACGUGGAAGGCUGCACGAAGCCCUAAACAUCUGGAGACGGCCGUCCACAUGCCAUUUAAAAUCGUCUGUGUCCCCAACAGGGAGGCUCCCCGAUCCUCAGAUGAGGGCAGGCGUCCGGGCGCGGAUGGCCCCGAUGCCCAGAGCAGGAGUGGCGAGUCGGAGCUCGCCUGGGUCAGCUUGGUGGGCCCCGUGGCGUCACGGAACGUAUCCAAACCAGGGUUUCUCGCCUGGGCACUGCUGGUAUUUGGGGCGACUCUGUGCGAGGGCCCCGUCCUGUGCAUGUAGGGUGUCGGCUGCAUCCCUGGCCUCCCCCUGCCCUGGAUGCGAGUGGUGCCCCACCCCGGGGACACCCCAGGAGGUCUCCGGACGCUGCCAAACAUCCCUGGGGUGCAAGACUCCCGGCUGAGGCCACCUGCUAGGUGCCCCGUGUGACCCCCGAGGGCUCCUUGAGGGCUCCCCGCAGUGACGCCUCUGCUCCGAGCUCUCAAGCAGUGAGACUGUUUGCAAAAUCCUGUCUUCCUGUUAGUAAGUUCAGGGUUGAGAGGGGCUGGCGGCCUUCACCGUGGUAGGUGCAGGUGCAGGUGCAGAACAGGCAGGGGCCAGGACCGAGGGGAACCCGAAAGGUCAGGAUGCUGGACCCCGCAGGGCAGGUGCUGUGGCUUCACCGACCUCAGAGGAUCUCUAGUUUCUGUAAAAGCCGGAGGGUGGGUGUCAGGGCCACACUGCUAUCCUGGGUGUUUGGUUCAGGGGGGACAGGAGACCAAGGGAGAACAGGAAACCGGGGGUGGACAGGAGACCGGGGGGGACAGGAGA
This is a messenger RNA of Leopardus geoffroyi (Geoffroy's cat), 1257 nucleotides long. RefSeq lists its product as uncharacterized. The record is from RefSeq and is a predicted model, not a curated record. Lineage: Eukaryota; Metazoa; Chordata; Mammalia; Carnivora; Felidae. Bases 1 to 729 code for a protein of 242 amino acids. The transcript is spliced from 5 exons.